Messenger RNA from Cololabis saira (Pacific saury), 2583 nucleotides. Its product is annotated as dual specificity protein phosphatase 8. Bases 1 to 1272 code for a protein of 423 amino acids. NCBI's taxonomy places the organism in Eukaryota, Metazoa, Chordata, Actinopteri, Beloniformes, Belonidae. Gene Ontology annotation, cellular component: cytoplasm. The transcript is spliced from 5 exons. The record is from RefSeq and is a predicted model, not a curated record. Gene Ontology annotation, molecular function: MAP kinase tyrosine/serine/threonine phosphatase activity; protein tyrosine/threonine phosphatase activity. Gene Ontology annotation, biological process: negative regulation of MAPK cascade; protein dephosphorylation.
AUGAGCUCAUCGUCCAGAGAGGAGAGCAGGACGGAGAGCAGCAGAGCUCUGCACAGAGUUCACUCAGACAGAAAACAAGGACCCGUGUUGCUGCAGGGCUGCAGAGAGCUGCGACACAAACACCCCGAGCUGCGAGCAGGACACCACUCUGCACAGGAGAGCACUAUGGUUUGGUCUCGGGACCCGGGGGCGGAGCGACCCCCCCUCAGCAUGAUCCUGCCCAGGCUCUACCUGGGGGCGGAGAGUGACGUCACGCAGGAGCGGCUGGCGUCUCUGGGCAUUUCCUACGUGGUGAGCGUGAGCCGCUGCAGCCCCCAGCCCUCGUUCCUGCCCUGCUCCAGAUAUCUCCGCAUCCCCAUUGACGACUCCCUGUGGGACGACCUGCUGCCCUGGAUCCCACAGGCGCUGCACUUCCUCGAUGCAGCCAUGUCCUCCGGAGCCUCCGUGCUGGUGCACUGUGCUGCAGGAAUCUCCCGCUCCCCGGCCCUGGCCGUGGCCUACGUCAUGUACAGCCGGGACCUGGACCUGGACCAGGCCUACAGGUUUGUGAAGGAGCGCCGGCCCUCCAUCUCCCCCAACUUCAACUUCCUGGGUCAGCUGCAGCACUUCCAGGGGGCCCUGAGCCAGCGGGCCCCCGGGGGGGACUUCUCCAUGCCCCCCCCGCCUGCUGACGGCAGAGCGGGGAGCCCCGGGUGCAGCCGGGGGCCGGACCGAGGGGCGGACCGAGGGGCGGAGCGAGGGGCGGAGCGAGGGGCGGACCGGGGGUCUGCACGCGCUCACAAGGACUCCACGCCACACACACCUCCACCUCCAGGUGGAGACCAGCAGCACAGACUCUGUCCUCCUGAUCUGAGCCUCUGUCCAAACCAGCGGCGCAGCCACAACACAUGCCAGGGGCCCGGUUCCGGCCCCCCCGAGCCCCUCAAAAAACCCACACAACUACAACUCCCAUCAGCCCCGGCGUCUCUGCUGGAGAAGCGGAGGAGCCUCACUCUUUCUCUGACGCCUCUGGGAACGGGCCCCGCCCCUCCCACCUCAGACGCGGUCUGUGUCCCUGGCAGGGGGCAGGAGGAGGGGCCCCGGAGCGGCGGCGGGGCCGGGGGCCACGGGGGCCACGGGGGCUGCAGGACCCAGCUGAGGGAGCCGGGCCUGCUGUCGCCGCUCAACGUCACGCUGAACAAACUGCUGGGCUGGGGGGAGAGGCUGCUGCUGGGGGGGCUGUUCGCCCAGCCCGUCAGGAUGGGGACCCCCGCGCUGCCGUACAGGUGCUGAGGGGGCCCCCACCCCUGGGACACACAGACACGCUCACACAACCCUCCUCCUCUAUUUAUGUAUUUAUUGAAGAGAUGAACAGGAGAAAACACCAACGCUUCACACUGAGCUGGGAACUUUACUCCUGGAAGAUUCACUUAUUCUAACAGGUAUUUUUCUGCGUGUGGAGGGUUGUAGCACCCUAUAAUGUGAAAAUGUAAUAAAAUUUGCAUUUAACUCAAUCGAAAAUGUAAUAAAAUCCAAUAAUGUAAUAACUUCACCAAUAAUGUAAUAAAAUAUCCGGACUAAUAUUGUAAUAACAUUUUUACCGAUAAUGUAAUACCUUAUUACAUUAUUGGGAAUUUAUUACAAUUAGAGGUGGGUCUUUUUUUUUUUUUCCAAAACUGAUAAUGUAAUACUUGACAAAUAAUGUAAUAUAUAUGUUCACUUUCAGUCCAAAGUUCUACAUUUUGUGUUUUAAGAAUCUAAGAAUGUUGUAUACGCUGGAUUUGAAACACCAGAAUGACUAUUUGGUUAAAUUGCAGACUUUGAGUACCAUGUAAUAAACUCCCAAUAACCUAAUAAGGUAUUACAUUAUUGGUAAAAAUGUUAUUACAAUAUCCGUCAGGAUAUUUUAUUACAUUAUUGGGGAAGUUAUUACAUUAUUGGGUUUUAUUACAUUUUCGAUUGAGUAAAGAGCAAGUUUUAUUGCAUUUGCAGGCGUUAUUACAUUUUCAGGAAAUUAUUACAUUAAAGGGUGCUACAAGGGUUCUUUUUGAGAGCGGUGGUUCAGAGUCUCGGCGUCCAGAUGCUGAGUUCCAUCAAACGGAUCUUCAUCAUCAUCAGCAGCAGGAAACCACCAGAGGAACUCUGAGAAGUGAAAAACAGGACUCAAAUCAGAAUCCACUCUUGCAAAUGUCAUGAACUCGUAUUUCACUCAUUAAAGAUCACGAACGCUAAAAGUGAAGCGUUUUACCUGCUCAUGAACAAUAAAAGCUCAUUUUGAAUUUGAUGGAAGCAACACAUCUAAAAAACUAAAAACUUUGGAGAUGGUCAGGAUCAGGCAGGUGGCACUAACCGCUAACAUCUGGAGGAACAUCUGCAAACAAGGAGGCCAAUUAUCAGCAGGUCAGUGACAUGACAGCCAGCUCCAUCUGCUGUCCUCAGCUCCGUCAGCCUUCCUCAGCUCCGUCAGCCUUCCUCAGCUCCGUCAGCCUUCCUCAGCUCCAGAUCCAGCGCUGCUGAUUGUAGUGAACGUCACGUGUUGCUGCAGUUCAAAACCACCUGUUCUUUCCCCCUCAUUUUGAACAUGAACCUGUUUGCUUUCUGCAC